AUGGCUUUCAAAACACUGAAAAUGCGAGGACAGAUUGAGUCGGUGGAAAAUGUCGCUGAAGAGGUGACGACCGGGGUUGUUGAAGCUGAAGCCGAUUUGAAGAAAAUGAGGCCGCGAGAAAAGGCACAUGUCAUAUUCAAGGAGAUCAGUUCGGCGACUAAUGCUUUACGUGCAAUGCAAGGAUUCCCCUUCUACGAUAAACCCAUGUUUGCACGGGAAGAUUCGGAUGUGAUUGCUAAAGCGAAAGGAACGUACACGGAACGACCGAAGAAACAUCUUCUGGCCAAGCAAACUGCCGGCGGAAAACCGAAGAAGACUUCGCAUGCAAAAGAAAGUCAUAAAAAGGCAUGUUUUUUUUUUCUAAAUAGCAUAAAAUAUUAUCUCCUCAUAGAUAACGAGCAGCAUCGUUGGAGACGGGGCAGUAAUCCUUAG
This is a messenger RNA of Gongylonema pulchrum, 432 nucleotides long. Lineage: Eukaryota; Metazoa; Nematoda; Chromadorea; Rhabditida; Gongylonematidae. The record is from the annotation of a GenBank genome assembly.